UUAUUUCUCAAUUUCACUCUCAAAAAUCAAUAAUUCAAUCGAUAAAAGUUGCAAAUGUAUCGAUUUGUUCUGUACAAUGUCAUCAAUAUUCUUGUCGUCUGGAUAACAGUUGUGAGCUGUUUGAAAUUCAAAAAGAGAGAAAACAAGAAAACACUGACGAAACCAAAUCCAAUCACUUAUGAAACGGAUCCGGCUGUUCUUGAGAAAGAACGUAAGCAGAAAAUCGCAGAAAACCGUUCAAGGAUGAGAAAGAAGCGCGAAAAACAGCUAAAACGACAGGAGCCAGACUUCAAAGAGUUAACUAGGAAGCUGGAACAAUUGGAAAUGCUCCAGGAGCAGGCAACCCAAUCAUCAAAAUCUGAAAAACUUCCUGCUCAAAAAAAUUCGGAGAUUCAGAAAGCGGAAAAUCAGCGGAUCGAGAAUAUGGUUGAGAUGAUCGCAAAAACCAAAACUGAUGAGAAGACUAGCACAACUCACAGCUCUGAAGAGGAAAUUGGAGAUGUUCAGUUGGUGGACGAGGAUCCGAACAUUGCUGUUAAAAAGCAAAUUGUCAAGAAACGGGCUCAAGAACUCGCUCGACAGCGCCAAUUUGAAGAGGCAUUGCAAAAACGAAAGGAUCUAGAGAAGAAUGACAGUCGCUCUUUCCUUCAAAGUCCCGAUGACACACUCAAGAACGUCUCCUCUAUCCAAUUCGAGUCACAAAUGUCCGUGAUCCAACGUAAGAAGCUCAAGAACAAGAAGAAACGUAGUUCAGACACGCUGUCCUGUGAUUCGAAUGAUAGUGGAACACUUGUGAAAUCGGAAUCCAACGAGCUGUACAUUUGAGAGAUGCCGGAGAAGGUUGCAAAAUGAGCGGAAAUAGAUCUUAAUAAAGAUUUUUGAAUUGGUU
Molecule: messenger RNA, 889 nt
Organism: Caenorhabditis elegans
Lineage: Eukaryota; Metazoa; Nematoda; Chromadorea; Rhabditida; Rhabditidae
Gene: C01G12.9
Exons: 6
Coding region: 55-825 (256 amino acids)
Source: RefSeq, marked reviewed